CGCCAGGCACAGGUACAGUCAGUCAGUUAACUUUACCGUUAACCACGCUGGUUCUUUACAUUCGAUAUACUCAGUUAGUUUAUAAGACUCGAACGAGCUGGAACAACAGUUUUUUUGGCAUCCUUGGCCAAAAAGCAACGCGCUUGUUCCGUGUGCAACGAACACACACUCACACACACACACACAGAUACACACACGCACACUUAGCUUAGGCCAUGCCCAUACACUGGGACUGGGACUGGGAGCACGAGCCGCACGAUCACGAGCAUGUGGGCCCGCAUUAUCACUGGCAACCAGCGCGUCGGCAUUGGUCCACCGGCGAGUCCAAGUGCCGCUCGCGUCGCUACUAUCUCUCGCAUGAGAUGGACGUGUGUGCGCGCGAGUUCCAUAUGCGCGUGGAUGAGAGCGCCUGGUGCCAUGGCUCCUGCCUGGUGGGACGUGUCGUCAUAGAAACUGGCACGGAACCGGACUCGCUGGGCCGUGGCACCUUCAAGGUGGUGCUGGAUGUGCAUCACUUUCAGCUGGCGGAGCUCACGGUUAAGGCCAAGAACAGCGACACGAUCUGUGUGGAGGGCAAGCAGUCGGACGAGCGGGCGGACACGGCCCAGUUGUGCAUCACGCGUGAGUUUACGCGCUGCUACAAGCUGCCGCGGCACUAUGACGCGACACUGGCUCGUGCCACAUUCUCGGCGGAUGGCAUACUCAUGGUGACGGUGCCAGCACCACCCAAACUGGACGAUGUGGAGCGCGUGGUGGAAAUCGAGCCCACCGGCAAUUACUUUGGCAGCAUUGCGGAUCCCUCGGCGGCCAAGGCCAUCGAGCAGGCCAACAAUUCAGCUCCAGCUGAUGGUGAACAGGCGAAUCCUGCUGGCACAGCGACGGACAAAUGAAGCUGGCGACGUCUGGCGGUUGCGCGUCUCUGCAAGUGGUGCAAACACUUCAAGUGGCAGCAGCUUCAGCAGCAGCGCGUCAAGACCGCCAGAGGCAGUCGCUUGGCUUGAAAGUGGAUUUUUAAUCGAUGAGUAGCUGCAGGCAAAAAUCUAGAGUAGCCCAUGGUAGUAGUUUCAACUUAAAGCAAUUGUUUAGUACGUUCCUGUUCCAACACUUAGUAAAUCUUGUUGCUCCAAAUCAAAUAUGACAAUUAUCUCUAUCUACGACUAUAACUAUAUAUAAACUUAUUAAGCGACGCAUGUAUUUGCUUUAAAUGCUAAUAAAGGACUUUAUCAUAAGCACAGCA
Molecule: messenger RNA, 1237 nt
Organism: Drosophila busckii
Lineage: Eukaryota; Metazoa; Arthropoda; Insecta; Diptera; Drosophilidae
Product: heat shock protein 23
Exons: 1
Coding region: 216-890 (224 amino acids)
Biological process (GO): protein refolding; response to heat
Molecular function (GO): protein folding chaperone
Source: RefSeq, a predicted model, not a curated record